Messenger RNA from Gadus morhua (Atlantic cod), 5968 nucleotides. RefSeq names its product sterile alpha motif domain-containing protein 9. Bases 171 to 5294 code for a protein of 1707 amino acids. Gene Ontology annotation, molecular function: protein binding. The record is from RefSeq and is a predicted model, not a curated record. Gene Ontology annotation, cellular component: cytoplasm. NCBI's taxonomy places the organism in Eukaryota, Metazoa, Chordata, Actinopteri, Gadiformes, Gadidae. The transcript is spliced from 5 exons.
UGAUCAGCCGCCCACUUCUCGUGUUUCAUUUCCGUGUCUUGAGUACCUGCUGUAUGCCCGUGUUUCAGGAGCAGAGUGAUUUUAGUCAGCUGGACCUGGGGACUACAGACCUAUGGCUCUAGAGAAUCUGAAGUGAUAGCCCAAAGCCAGUCUCCCUGGAGGGGAGGAAGAUGGACGACGAGCCGGAUGAAAGAGCCGGGUCCCCCAGCUGUCUCUCCUUGAAGAGUGACAGGUCAAUGCCUGAACCGGUCAAUUUUAAAUGUCAGGAGACUGUCCCACUACAAGACUGCAGCACUGGGAUGAAUACCACAGAAGACGGAAAAGCAGAGUCUUUAAAGAGCAAUGAUUCUAUGGAUAUUCCUCCAAAUGUUCAGCAAGAUCAUGGCAGAGAGGAAGAAUGGCAAAGCCGGAACUUGAGUCCAGAUAAAUUACAGUCGAAUGUUAGAGGGGCAGAGGGAAACCCGAAAGCGCUUGAUGGACUACCACAACAUAUGGAGGAUUGGACUAAGGAGCAUGUGAAAGAGUGGCUGACUUUUCUUAAGGUCCAACAGAAGAUUGUGAUUUGUCUCUAUGAACAAGAGUUGUCCGGGUCUUGUUUGGUCUGCUAUGAAAAAAAAGACCUAUUCGAUUUAGGUGUCUCGCCAGCACCGGCCAUUCAAAUCCUACGUCAGGUAAAGAUGUUUAGGAGCCAGACAGAUAUGAUCCAUGUCCAUGGACCAAAGCAUCACAGUCCAGUGAUGCAGAAAGCGAGAAAUGGGCAAUCAGCAGCUCUGGAUUCAAAUGAAGAUGUUGAAACUGUGUUUUCAGACAGUGGAUUCUCAAGCCAAUCUCCAUCAAUGCGGCUAGUAGAGGAACAUAUUGAGCUAGAUCAAUCCAGAGGAGCUGGGCAGACGAUGGAUAACAAGACAAUUUUCCAAGAUAUGAUUGGGAAUUCAUCCAAAAACUCUGCAACUGGUUCCAACUUGGUGACUAGAAUAUGUCCAACACGGCCCUUUGACAACAUAGACCAAUCCUUCUUUUACAAAGAGAAUGACGAACUUCCUCCUGAAAUGGCUCCGGGCAAUCUACUGGACCCUGUGCAUGAGUACCACAUGCUACCCAGCGUAAAAGAGCUCUCUGAAAAAGAGGUGCUUCAUGAAUUCAUACAGGGAGUGUUCAUUUUUGCUGCAGGGUGCAUGAAUUCUCGUACAAAUGGCACUAUUCAUUUUGGAGUGAAAAAACAGCCUGGAAAAGCAUGUGGACAAGUUAUUGGGCAACAAAUAAUUUCAGACAGUAAGUUGAUGGAGAAAUUUGAAUUGUGCCUAAAUGAGUACUUCGAGGAGGAACACUUAAAUGUUGCAAGAACAUGCAUAAGGCCACCUCAGUUCUCUCAGAUUCUGGGUCAUGAUGGAACAAGCUUAAAUAAGUGGGUAAUUGAGGUUGAUGUCAUUCCAUCAUAUUCUAUAACACAAGAAAAUGUUUUCUACACUUCCCUGAAAACAGCGUCAGCAGGAGAGGAAACACAUCAAUGUAAAACACAAUGUCUGUUUGUUCGUGAGGGCCCAGUAGCCAUCAAUAUUUUGGCAGAUCCUAAUCCCAGAGUCACACAAGAGAAAAUAAGAAGCAUAACUGACAAAGUCAAGGUGUGGGCCCUAGCACGCAAAUCAGCAGAAGAGAGGAAUAAAAGACCACCCUCACAAGGCCAUCAGGGGCAAAAGCUUAAACGACUGAUAAUGUGCGGAAGAGAUACAUUCGACGACUUCCAGCUCAUCGUUGUUACCGACAAAUGUCCCUCAAACCAGCUAGAGAACCUCACCUUUCUGAAAGAAAUGGAUCCCUUUGCAGUGCUGGAAUUUGACCCAGAGUCAGACAUAAAUGGAACGUGUAGUUUUUACCGCAAGGAUUGCAUUGAUAACCUUCACUACCCAUCCAUGUACACUACUGGAGAAAGUAAUUCAUCUGUCAUUGGAAAGCUCAACCUCUUUAAGCAAACAAGCUGGGUGUUCUGCAAUGGAAGGGUAAAUGAGGAAAGUAUGGCUAAUAAACCAUUAGAACCCAGAGAUUGGCUUAAGAAACGUUGCAGGGAAAUCAACAACAUGAUUUCAUUCCUCUGUAAUCCAGAUCUGUUUUCUAAAGAUGGAUUACUGGUUUUCUUCAUUCUACACUCAGCAGUAACUGACAUCUCAAGCCCGAUUAUGGAGGCAUUUUGUGCAAUCUAUCGCACAUUGGAAGGCAGCGAUCAUAUGCUGUGCCUAUGCAAAGACUUUGAUGUCUUCAAGCAAUGGAGGCAACUUAUUGAGACACGUUGCAAAGUGGAUAUCACUAAUAAAUGCAUACAUGAACUGAGCCUGAAUGAAGUUAACUGUACCAUCCACAAGCUGAAAGGACCUCAUACCCUGUCUGUUGAGAGAUACCUGCCAUCCACUGGUUCUAGCUCAGUCAUCUUGAGCAGAAAAGAGGAGGAGAUGAUGACAGUGUUGGAUAUAUUGAGUGAAAAUGAAUGUGAGAACACAGAAAUUGAGACAGCUGAGACAUUUGGCGAGUUUAAAAGGAAAACUGAAGAGAACUUUUACAGAGGCGGACGAGUCACAUGGUGGGACUUUUACCUCUCAGAGAGGCCAGGAUGCCUGCCAUUCAUCAAACGAGACAAAUACAAGGAUCUUUAUGAGCUGAUCACUUUCCCAGAGAGCUCGACAUCCCCAUGUGUUAUGGUUAAUCUCUUUCAUCACCCGGGCUGUGGGGGAACAACUCUCGCAAUGCAUGUUCUCUGGAAUUUGAGGAAUAAAUUCCGAUGUGCUGUUGUGAAUAACAGUAUGGCACUGAACAACGAGGUAGCAGUCCAAGUAAAGAAGCUUUUGACAUGUGGAAACCAGGACCAAUCAGCCUACACACCUGUUCUGCUGUUGGUGGACAACUGGAAUGAUAUAGGGGAUCUAAAACAGUCCAUGCUCAAUGUCCUUGAAAGAAAUCCACAAAAUACUCCAAAGAUCAUAGUACUGAAUUGUGAAAGAUCCCAGUUCCCCAGAGAGUGCUCUAGAAAAAGCUAUUUUGGGAAUGUGUUUAUCACAAACAAAUUGUCCGUAAAGGAGCAGAGUUUGUUUUCUGAAAAACUUAAACAACUCAAGGAUCACCACAUGAAACCUGAAACAUUUUAUGCUUUCAUGAUUAUGACCAAGAAUUUCAGUGAGACCUAUAUCACAAAUUUGGUGAACAACACUCUGAAGGAUUUGGACAAAGCAUCGAAAAAAGGCAGACUGAUCAGUUUUUUAGCAUUGUUGAACACGUAUGUUGAUGGAUCCUACAUGUCACUCUCUUUAUGCAAGGAGUUAGUCGGCAUACAAUCUGAGUUUUGGAAGAAGGAAACACUUGAAAAUGAAAUGAAUCCCUACUUCACUUUGCUUAUCAACUUCACUGUUGAAGAGCAUGGUACCUACAAGGCAGUCCGAUUCUUACACUGGAUGAUUGCGAGAAGCUGCCUUGACCACUUUACUCAGGAACACACACUUUCUCAUGGUGAGAUCAUUAUUGACAUGUUGCAUUGUGACCUUCUUUACAAAACCAUGAUGGGAAAAGAUUUACUUGUCCAAAACAUCCAAAGUAUGCUACUCAAAAGGAACAGGAAAGAAGAGGGAGAUGACAAAGAUACGCUGUUUUCCCCUUUAAUUGAGCAUAUAUAUAAGGAUGAGAUAACGGACAAAGUCAAGGAAGUCUUAGAAAGGGCAACUUUAAGAUUUGAAAAAAGUGCAACAUUGCCACAAGCACUAGCAAGACAUUUCUACCUUAAAGCCAAAGACUUCACGUUGUCCCUACAGUGGGCAAAGGAUGCACUUUCAAAAAAAUCGAACUCCUACAUUGCAGAUACACUUGGCCAAGUGUACAAGAGUCAACUGAAAGAAGAAAGCAGCCACCUUGAAGACCUUAGCCCGGAGGUCCUUGACAAGUCUCUUAAAUUAGCAUCCAAAGCUAUAGAUGCUUUCAGGCACUCACAGGACCUAGCUGAGCGGGAGGAGACAGUUGAGCGGGAGGAGUCAGUUGACCCAAAUGAUCCGCUUUACAGAAAAAGGCAACGGACCUACAAUAUGUCAGGCUACAAUGGAGAGUCAGAAGUCAUUCUGAACGUUCUUCAGGUCAUUCAAGGUUUGCCUCUUUCUACCAUCAGUGAAAGACACAAAAAAGAUGUCAUCCUACAAAUGCUCAAAGGGAACUUACAAAUGAGCAGCUUUCAAAACAGUGAAACAAAUGCUAACUUCAUAGCUGUCCUAAGAGAUCAUGAUAAGUUUUUGGUAUCUCUGCAGCCAAGGCUAAAGGCCAUUUUCUGUGUGUUUGAGGAGUACUUUACAUACAUGAAACCUAGGUCGAUGGAGAGGGAGUCAUUGGAUUCUAGAAACAAAUCAAAGGUGUUCGAGUGCUUUAGAAAGUACAUCCAGAUAUUCUGUCCGUCAUCGGAGGAGAAAAGAAAGGAAAAAUCCAGUAAACCCAAAAUAAGUCUAGGCCAGGAGGUAGUGGAUCAGAGACUUUACCUAGAAUCUAAACGUGCUGACACUUUUGCUGGAAUCCUGCAGAUAUUGUACGACAAGAAUGGGAUUGAAAUGGAGAAAAUUCUUGAAAAAUGGCAGUUUAUAUUUUAUAAUGAGGAAUGUAAGUCAUCAACAUCAGACAUGGUCAAUUUCAUACUGGCAAACAUCGUCCUUCACAAUAUCAAACCAACUUCAAAACUGCUGAAAAAACAUGAGGAAUUGGUCUACCAUGUCAAAAAAGCACUGCAAAUCGAAGGGACCAAUUCAAAUCGUACAGAGUUGUACUACCUACCCAUGCUGCUCAUGUGGCCCACGAGAGGCAGCACCCCUUUCGACCUAGCUACAUACCAGAACAUCAGUGCCUAUGUGACAUCAGCUAAGAGAUCUUAUCAGCGGCGCUUUUCCCAUAUGAUGCAAGCAAGAAGUGCCAUUGCUCACUUCUUCCUUGGGAAGUCCACUGGACUAAAACAAAUAGUUUCUAAACGGAAACUUGAUGAAAUUGUCACUUCAAAGCAACAUCCCCCUCUCAGUGGCAAAACAUGCAAAGCCCAUUAUCUCUGGCAAUCUGGUGUUGUAUGGAAAGACCCUGACGUCCAAAAGAUGCUGCUCCGCGUUAAAGGUAAAUCUGAAAGCCGUGGCAUUUACGUUCAUUAUCCCGGCAACGUUAAAAUACCAGUGCGUCCAGUUUACCUCGGAGAUAUUCGCAGUGGUGGCAGCCAGGAGAUAGUAUCUUUCUACCUUGGAUUCAGCAUGGAGGGACCUGUGGCCUAUGAUAUCAAGUAUGAAAAUGACCCAUAAGCAUAAAUAGGUCAGCAAAUAACCCAACCCCACAUUGCCGGUGGACCUUCAUCUCUUAGACAUGACUAAGCUACUGAUAUCCGAUGUAUACAUUAUGCACAAUGGAUAUGACAUUAUGCCCACAAAAUGCAAUGAUCUAUCUGCAUAUCUGCAUCUGAGUGUGUGGAGAAUAAAUAAACGUUUUGAUUCGCAUGCUGGCCUCAUCAUGUAUAAAAUGUUAUCAGAAGGGCAUUGUUCUUUUGUCAUUGUAAAUGUAUAAAAAAAAAAAAUUGAGGCGUCUUUUAUGUACUCAAUUAGAACUUGGUUUGUGUUAUGUGGAACAAUUAUUACAUACUGAUGCAUGCAUUAAUGAAUUACUGAAUAUAUGACUUAUUGUCUUUUUCUAUUCACUUCAUAGAAAUGUAUAUUAAAAACUGUUUUUCUUAACAUUGCCCUGUAGAGGUUUGUUCAUAACAUGACAUGACUUGUAAAACAAUUCAGCCUUGUAAAUAUUUUUUUAUUUUAUUUUAGUCACUAUUGUGCCUACUAUGGAAUAUACUGGAAUAUACUUACUGAUGUAUUUUUCCUUAAAGAAUUGUUUCAAUUUUAUGUUUUCCUAAUAUACAAUUAAUUCAUGUGUUUUUUUCCAUUGCGAUGAUGAGACAUGUACAAACCAUCAUAAAAGUAUAAAUGAA